Molecule: messenger RNA, 709 nt
Organism: Neocloeon triangulifer
Lineage: Eukaryota; Metazoa; Arthropoda; Insecta; Ephemeroptera; Baetidae
Product: lysozyme-like
Exons: 4
Coding region: 59-538 (159 amino acids)
Molecular function (GO): lysozyme activity
Source: RefSeq, a predicted model, not a curated record
CCGCAUUCGCUCCUCUGCUCUACCCUGAUCUAUCUGCAAUCCCAACCUAGAUUGCAAAAUGUUCAGAGUGAUCGUUUUCGUCGCUGUCUUCGCAAUUUUUGCAGCAUCACUUGAACUACCAAACACAGGUUUCGAGGCGGAAAUGUCGAUUGAAUGCUUGGGCUGUGUCUGCGAAGCGACAACCAGAUGCAACCUGAACUACAAUUGCACGCAGGGUCUGUGCGGCCCAAUGCUCAUCUCCGAACCCUACUGGUUUGACGCUGGCCGACCUGUCAUCGAUGGGGAUAACACUAAUUGGAGCGGAGCCUUCCAUCGGUGCGUGACCGACCCCGUUUGUGCUGGGGCCACAGUAAGAAAAUACAUGGCCAAAUACAGACAGGAUUGCAAUGGUGAUGGAAGGAUUGACUGCGAUGAUUUUGGUCGUCUGCACUACUAUGGUGGCUACAAGUGCCAAAAGAGAAUCGAAGGCACGCAAUACUGGCGGCAGUUCAUGGAAUGCCGAGCUGCCACCAACCAGCUAGGUGGACAGUUUAGGUAGAUGGGAAAAUGGGAAUUUCUUUAAUUGCUUCCACGGACUUGCAAAGACUCUAGAAAAUUUUAAAGCUGAAACCUAGUAAUUUAUUUUCACAAAAUGGACUUUUGCUUUUAUGACUGAUUGAUUAUAUUGGAGAAACGGUCGGCUUAUUUAAACUUUGUAAUUUCAUGUUGU